AUGCACCAGAUUUACAGCUGCAGUGAUGAAAAUUUAGAAGUCUUCACUGUGAUUUCUUCCAAAUCAUGUAGCCCUGUCAGAAGAAAAGUCAAAAGUACACAAUGCAUCCAAUCAAAAAAGGUGGUAGCAGUGUCUGACUAUCAUCUUCAGGGGACAGAGGAAGAGCAGCGCCCACACCAAGGCGAUCUCAUGCAAGUCUUCUGCAAAGAUGAAGAUGGGACAGCUUUCAGCCAUCUGCAAAACAAGCAACAAGGAUUUUUCUCUAGUCCUACAAAAUACCCUGUAACACAUACAGGAAUGCCUAAACAGCCAUUCUGCUAUAGCAAUAACCAGUCCGAUGCAAAGACUUUGUUUCACGCAUCCCCAGUGUUCCAGCACAAUGCAAAAUGGAUUUCAGCCACAGAACCAACAAUGAAGAAUGGUGUGUUUGCAGAAGAGCACGGAAGGCUCUCACGGAAAAACACGGAAGAUGACAUAAGCCCAUCUCAAGGAACUGAGGCUUCCUCACCCUUGACGGGAAGCACUUUGUAUGGUACACCCAGCCUCCUCCGAAAAAUAUGGAUGAAACAUAAAAAGAAGUCAGAAUAUCUGGGGGCCACAAAUAGUGCCUUUGAGGCAGACUGA
Elgaria multicarinata webbii is the source of this 624-nucleotide messenger RNA. RefSeq names its product vexin (gene VXN). The transcript is spliced from 6 exons. The record is from RefSeq and is a predicted model, not a curated record. Bases 1 to 624 code for a protein of 207 amino acids. Lineage: Eukaryota; Metazoa; Chordata; Lepidosauria; Squamata; Anguidae. Gene Ontology annotation, biological process: neurogenesis; neuron differentiation.